AUGUCGCAGUUUGUGUAUCCACAAGAGGUAUCGCCAUUCAUCAGCACCUUCUCGAGCUACCCGUGGACGUUCCAGGAGAAGGGCGCGAACUACCAAGGCCUGGACUUCCAAUACCUGAACGAUCUGCAUGGCGAGAUGGCCACCACCAUGGACGCCGAGAGCGCGUGCGUAAUCGCGUCCGCGAAGAAGAGCUUCUCGCAGCUGCACCGACCGCAGCCGAGCGCGUGCGCGCCCAGCCCGGAUUCCGUGUCCACCACGCUGCAGGGGUCGUCCCCGAGCUGCUCGACCACCGUGUCGCUGUUGACCUCGCGCUCGUCCAGCGCGUGCAGCAUGGGCAAUUCUACACAAAACAAACAGAUAGACUCGUCGGCCAGUACCGACGCCGGUUGCCGAGACUGUGCCAACGACGACAAGUCUGAGUUCUCCGAGAACAUCCUGAAGUUCCCGCCCAUACUGCCCUCGCAGACGAGCAGCAACCGUGGCCUGAUCUUCGUGUCCAAGAUCUGCCCCCUUUGCGGCAAGAGCUUCACGCGCAGGAGCACGCUGCAGAUUCACCUGCUGAUCCACACCAACCUGAAACCCUUCAAGUGCUCCUUCUGCGACAAGGAGUUCAACGUGAAAAGUAACCUCAACCGCCACGAGCGGAUUCACCGCCAGAAGGCUUCGCCGCCUCUUGCAACCAAGCCUGCUUGCGACCCGCAGCCUGCCGUGCAGACGGCCGCCUCUCGAUAUUGUCUCCAUCCCUCAGGAAAGCCAUCAAAGCCUUCGAAGAGCGCGGCGCUGAAUCGCAAGUCGCAUCGCGGCGCGCGCUACCACAGUCUCGGUUCCGGUCUCUCGACCUCCACUAAUAUUAUCUACCACUAG
This is a messenger RNA of Eremothecium gossypii ATCC 10895, 864 nucleotides long. Its product is annotated as C2H2-type zinc finger protein. Gene Ontology annotation, cellular component: nucleus. Bases 1 to 864 code for a protein of 287 amino acids. The transcript has a single exon. Lineage: Eukaryota; Fungi; Ascomycota; Saccharomycetes; Saccharomycetales; Saccharomycetaceae. The record is from RefSeq and is marked provisional.